Lactuca sativa (garden lettuce) is the source of this 1416-nucleotide messenger RNA. Its product is annotated as O-methyltransferase family protein. The record is from RefSeq and is a predicted model, not a curated record. NCBI's taxonomy places the organism in Eukaryota, Viridiplantae, Streptophyta, Magnoliopsida, Asterales, Asteraceae. Gene Ontology annotation, molecular function: protein dimerization activity; O-methyltransferase activity.
UUCAAAAACAACCUCACAUGAGGCUACCUACUACCUCCCUUUGGAAUAGCGCCUGUUUUGUCUUUUAACAUGUAUCAUGUGACCAACAUACAUACGCCCAAAAGACUAAACUGCCCACUCCACUCCCUAAUGGUAAUAUCUACGGAUACAUCAAACCAAGCCGAAAACACGAAAAUGGAAACCCCUGAUGCAGAAACACCGCCGCCCACCAGCAACGCCGCUAGGCUGGCAAUCAUGGAGCUAGCAAACAUGAUCAGCGUCCCUAUGUCGCUCAACGCGGUGGUUCGCCUGAACGUCGCUGACGCCAUAUGGCAAAACGGCUCAAACAAACCCCUAUCCGCCGCAGAGAUUAUCCCUCUUAUUCUACCUUCCGGCGCCGGAGAUCCCGAAAACCUGCAGCGUAUCCUCCGCAUGCUCACUAGCUAUGGUGUUUUUAACGAACACAUCAUCUCCGGUGAUAUCUUACAACGAAGAUACUCAUUGACGGAGAUAGGGAAGACGCUAGUGACAGAUGAAAACGGACUGUCGUAUGGGGCCUACGUUCUGCAACACCACCAGGAGGAGCUGAUGAAGGCGUGGGGGGUGGUGCAUGAGGCGGUGGUGGAUUCGUCGACGGAGCCUUUCGUGAAGGCGAACGGCGGUGAGACGGCGUAUGGCCUCUACGGGAAGAAACCGGAGAUGAAUGAUCUGAUGUUGAAGGCAAUGUCGGGAGUCACAGUGCCGUUUAUGAAGGUAGUUCUUGAAGGGUACGACGGCUUUAAUGGUGUUGAACGGUUGGUGGAUGUGGGUGGCAGCGCCGGCGAUUGCUUGAGGAUGAUUUUGCAGAAACAUUCGCAUAUUAAAGAAGGUGUUAACUUCGAUUUGCCUGAAGUUGUUGCAAAAGCUCCUAAAAUUGACGGAGUGAGUCAUGUUGGUGGUGAUAUGUUUGAUUCAAUUCCAAAUGGUGAUGCAAUCUUUAUGAAGUGGAUUCUAACGACAUGGACAGACGAUGAAGUGAAAGCUAUCAUGACUAACUGUUUUAAAGCAAUCCCAAUUGGAGGAAAGUUGAUUGCUUGUGAACCAGUGUUACCUGAUGAGACCAACGACAGUCAUCGCACACGAGCCUUGCUUGAAGGUGACAUCUUUGUCAUGACAAUUUAUCGUGCCAAGGGUAAACAUCGGACUGAAGAGGAGUAUUGUCAGCUUGGCAAAUCAGCUGGGUUCAAAAGUUUUCGAGCUGUUUAUAUCGAUCAUUUCUAUACGCUUCUUGAAUUUGGAAAAUGAUCUAACUUUCAUUUUACUUGAAACUGGACCCAAGUUAUACGGAUGAUAAAAUAAUUCUAGCAAUGUAAUUUGAAAAGACGAAGCAAUAUGGGUUCGUUUGAGAACCGUUGGUUUAUUGAGAACUACAUGGAAACGUAGAUCUUGUUUGUUUCA